This is a messenger RNA of Phragmites australis (common reed), 1215 nucleotides long. Its product is annotated as tryptophan synthase alpha chain-like. Gene Ontology annotation, molecular function: tryptophan synthase activity. The transcript has 8 exons. Lineage: Eukaryota; Viridiplantae; Streptophyta; Magnoliopsida; Poales; Poaceae. Gene Ontology annotation, cellular component: cytosol; chloroplast. Gene Ontology annotation, biological process: L-tryptophan biosynthetic process. The coding region runs from base 89 to 1048 and encodes 319 amino acids. The record is from RefSeq and is a predicted model, not a curated record.
CUCAUUCCCAGUCCCCAUCCGAGUCCGAUCCAACAGCGUACGGCGUCGAACACCCUGCGCGCGCCACCACCCCGCUCGCAGCCCGCCCAUGGCGUUCGCGCUCAAGGCUGCCUUCCCUGCCACCGUCGCAACCGCGGGCUCGGCGUCGUUCUCCGCGGCGGGGCCGAGGCGGAGCGCGGAGGCGGGGAGAGUUUCCUUCCGGGGCGCCGCGCCCGUGGUCUCCGUCAGGGCGGCGGCCUUGGCCGUGGACAAGCGCAGCAUCUCCGGCACCUUCGCCGAGCUCAGGGAGCAGGGCAAGAUUGCCUUCAUUCCAUUCAUCACUGCUGGAGACCCUGACUUGGCCACCACAGCGAAAGCGCUGAAGAUCCUUGAUGCGUGUGGUUCAGAUGUAAUUGAAUUGGGUGUGCCUUACUCUGAUCCACUGGCUGAUGGUCCUGUUAUUCAGGCCUCUGCUACACGUGCGCUAGCAAAAGGCACCACAUUUGAGGAUGUUAUCUCUAUGGUGAAGGAGGUGAUACCUGAGCUGUCUUGCCCUGUAGCUAUUUUCACAUAUUAUAACCCGAUUCUGAAGCGUGGUAUCCCAAAGUUCAUGACUGUUGUAAAAGAAGCAGGUGUACACGGUCUUGUGGUACCUGAUGUUCCUCUGGAAGAGACAGAUAUUUUGCGGAGUGAAGCUGCCAAGAACAACCUAGAGUUGGUGCUACUGACAACACCGACUACGCCAAAAGAAAGAAUGGAAAAAAUUACGAAGGCUUCAGAAGGAUUCAUUUAUCUUGUAAGCACUGUUGGAGUUACUGGCACACGUGCAAAUGUAAGCUCCAAGGUGCAAUCUCUUCUUCAGGAUAUCAAGCAGGUCACAGAAAAAGCUGUGGCAGUUGGAUUUGGUGUGUCGACUCCAGAGCAUGUGAAACAGAUCGCAGGAUGGGGUGCAGAUGGUGUGAUUAUCGGGAGCGCGAUGGUGAGGCAAUUAGGGGAAGCUACUUCUCCUGAAGAAGGAUUGAAGAAGCUAGAAGAGUUAGCCAAGAGCCUGAAGGCUUCAUUGCCAUGAAACGAGCAUUUUCACAUGGAGAGCACAUAAGGAUGAUUUUUCUGCAGUAUGCUUUAAGUGUAGCAUUGGAACAUGUUUAGGUUUUCUGGGGUUGCUGUUGUGUGGUGAAAAUAAUGAUAUCUUUGUGUUGAAUGCUCGAAUGAAUAAAUCAAUGGUGCAGAAAAUAA